Molecule: messenger RNA, 2230 nt
Organism: Homalodisca vitripennis (glassy-winged sharpshooter)
Lineage: Eukaryota; Metazoa; Arthropoda; Insecta; Hemiptera; Cicadellidae
Exons: 6
Coding region: 246-713 (155 amino acids)
Source: RefSeq, a predicted model, not a curated record
AUUAGUGAAUGUAGCAUCAAUAUUGUUGGUCUCCAUUCUGUAGGUGUCUGCAAUCAUUCGGAAGUAUUCGGAUAACUUCGGGUUUCAACGAGAAAACGCCUCAGAAAUCCCGUCGACCAGAGCCGCACCCCCACCACGUCUGGUCAGAGACUCGGAGCACAACCCUGAGAACGUUCAUGCAGAACGGACGUUCGGUCCUAUCAUAUUGUUGUCUUCUUCCUCUCCUAACUAUUAUAUAAGCAACAAUGCGCGUACCACGAUUGAAGUUUUUCUGUUGCUGCUGCUCAUUGUCCUUAGGGACUAAAAUAAUCGGAUGGUUGAAUGUGAUUGUUGCUGUUUUAAUAAUACUUGUUUCAUUAGAGCGCAUAAUAAAUGGCCACCUAGAAAUCUUAGAAGCUCUUAGAAUCGCCGUCUGGGAUACUAUAGUACAAGGCUUCAUCUCUCUCACACUUUCUAUUUUACUCCUGAAGGGAGCUUAUGAGAGGAAGCCAAAAUACGUCAAAGUGUGGGUGUAUUUCUCGGUUGUAAUGUUGCUGAUAAUCUGCGUCCCUGUUAUAUUGAAAAGAUACUACGACGUUGACAUCCUUAUUACGCUCCUUAGCGAUGAUAAGUAUUUAUAUGUUUUAAAAUUUCAAUUGACGUUGAAUUUAUACUUCACUUGGAUAGUCUACAGUUUCUACAGGGAGCUGAUCCAGGAUCCAAACCGUUGCUAGAGAGUGCCGAAAGUUAAAUGAAACCAUGUAUUUGUAUAUACAUCACCAAUAAACGUUACAACUAUAUCUGACCUGAGAGCUUACGAUGUAAUUUAAGAAUAAUAAAAGUAGUGAGAGUUAAACUAUAUUUACUAGUGUGUGUCAUAAAAUCAAUAUGUAGUAUUUUCAACGAAUAUUUAGUUGUAAUUAAAUACUUUUAGUACUAUUUUUACGGUUUUUGUGUAUAUUAUCGUAUUAGGUAGUACAUCACAGUCUAAAAUGAAAGUAUUUUAUAAUAGUAAGCUCAAUAUUAAGUUAUAUAAUGUAAUAUUUUCUGUAAAUAAUAUAAUAAGGAAUAGCUUUAGCUCUGUAAAACUUCAAAUAUACAACUUUCUCUGUAACAUUGGAAUGAAUAGCUCCAACAAUUUCAAUAACUCUUGAACUAUUAUUUAGGCCAGAGUGGAGAAAUUCUGUAUGAAUCUUAGUGAAAGAACUUACGAUUUAAUAUAAUUUUGAAUUGGGAGUACAAAUGUUUAUGAUACAUAUUAUUUUACAAUUCAUUGUUAUGAGUUCAAAAGUCAAACGGAAUUACCUCUGGCUUUUAUUUCGGUUUUAUCCAAUGAAGAAUCAUUACUUUUUCGAAUAAAUUCACUUUCACACGCCAUAGUACAAUUUGGUUUUUUGCCAUGAUCAACAGUAUAUAUACAUACCUGUGUAGGAAGCUUAAUUUUAUCAAAAAAGUGUCUAAUUUCUGACCUUGUACUAUAAUAUGUAUUGGUUUGCUCCAGUACAAAACAAUAUAUAUAUAUAUAUAUAUAUAUAUAUAUAUAUAUAUAUAUAUAUAUAUAUAUAUAUCAGUCUAAAAAUCUACUUCGGCCAAAAAACCAUUGCACUCUACUUCUUGUCUAUAGUACUACUGGUGUUGAUGUAUAGUACUCAAAGUAAUUUAAAUUAAAUUAACUCAACUAAUUAUCAUAAAUUCUUUAUAUUAUAAUAUAACAUUGGUUUAUCAAUAAAUAAUUAUAAACUAGACUAAAUCUAUGUUCCCAUAAGAAGUAAAACCAGUCGUUCCCAACGACCCACGCCACAGCAUUACCUUGUUUGCGGGCAGAGGGUCACUUAAUCCACUAGUUCAGCCGCCACACUCUUCUAAGCCUGUAUUCAUGGCAAUCUUUUACUAUUUUAGCAUUCCAGUUAAGUUAUUUUAAUGCUAAUCUAUGGAUAAUAAUGUAUAUAGAAAAUACCUAUUAUUAUAAUUUACUAAUACUUAUAUUAGUAGUAGUAUUCAUAAAUGCUAUUAUAAUAUGAUAUAUUGUCUCCAUCAAUACCUUUAUAAUACUUAUAUUACAAUUUGAUAAGCUAUGAGUAAAGUAUGAGUGAUUUCAUAUGUAACCAAAUAUUUGGUGAAUACAUGUCGUUGAUAGUGAUUUGUAUGGUUAAUAACGAGUCGAUAAAACUGUAUUGAAGUUGCGAAAACGUUGUUAGACUUUCUUGUACUUUUUUACAAAUUUAAAUUUAAUAAACUCCUUAAAAUCUUA